This is a messenger RNA of Myxocyprinus asiaticus (Chinese sucker), 9503 nucleotides long. RefSeq names its product diacylglycerol kinase beta-like. Gene Ontology annotation, molecular function: ATP-dependent diacylglycerol kinase activity; calcium ion binding. The record is from RefSeq and is a predicted model, not a curated record. Bases 766 to 3363 code for a protein of 865 amino acids. Gene Ontology annotation, biological process: intracellular signal transduction; lipid phosphorylation; diacylglycerol metabolic process. Gene Ontology annotation, cellular component: plasma membrane. The transcript is spliced from 27 exons. NCBI's taxonomy places the organism in Eukaryota, Metazoa, Chordata, Actinopteri, Cypriniformes, Catostomidae.
AGAGAGAGAGAGAGAGCACUAUGUAAACAGGCUGUCAGAAAAGAAAGUGCAGGGACAUUUUCGCCUGCUUCAGCCAAGGGAGAGCAUUGCACACCGAUGGAUAAUCAUGAGAGGAAGAGAGAGAGAUGGUGUGAGAGAGAGAGGUUUAAUUAAUUCAUGCAGGAGGGGAGGGAUAUUUCUGCCGCUGACUGAGCUGGUUCCAGCGGUGCCUGUAGCAUUUUAUUUGCGAGCCCAUCCGUUUGUGCGCUGACUGUGGCAGCACUUAGAGCAGCCAGAAUUCAGCAACCCUGCAGCAGAUAUCAUCACCUGAACAAGCAGAGAAGAAAGUCAUACGUGUUUGAAACAAAAUAGAGCAGAGCAUGUCUCGUUUCAUAAGGAUGGAGGGAGUGGAUUUGACUUCUUGCAGUGUAAUAGCAGCAGGAAAUUGAUGUACCUCAAUAAAAACUCAUUUUCAACCUGUCUGUUUGAGGCACCACAAUCACUCUGGUUUAUAGGUCAUCAGUUCAGCCACGCUGUGCACACCUGUCACCUCCCCAUCCAAAUCACAGUUCCUACCUGUGGCGUGGCACGGCACACACCUCACCUUGACCCUCGUCCUUGCAUCCCUCCCUUGUUUGCCACUCCAUGCCGGGGACGCCUCUUGGCCAUCUGCUCAUAAGGGAAGCAGUUAAGAUGCUGCCAGGUCUCACCAUCUCAUUCUCAUACCUCACCCGAGGAUAAUCACCUCAAUUCCCCCUGCUCGCCGCACACGCUCCGACUGGCGAGAUGGGUGACUGGGUGUGUCUGAGCCCGGCUGAGUUCUCCCAGCUUCAGCAGUACAGUGAGUAUUCCUCCAAGAAGCUUAAAGAUGUGCUGGAAGAGUUUCAUGGAAAUGGUAUCCUCUCCAAGUACAAUCCUGAGCAGCCCAUCGACUAUGAGGGCUUCAAGCUUUUCAUGGCCACCUACCUGGAGAAUAACAUCCCGGAGGAAUUGUGCAAACACCUCUUCACCUCCUUCAAGAGCAAGAAUGGUGGCGGCAGCUCCCCUGACGCUUCGCGAUCUGGAGCAUGCAUGCUAGGUAUGAAUGGAAAGAGUAUUCUGAGUGCUAUGGGCCAUCUUACACCAGAGCACUCUUCAGGGAUUACUCCAGGCUCAGGGGCCACCCCGUCUCCCUGCUCCUCACGCUCCUCCUCACAACGCUCCGGCACAGGGGGCCACACACCCAGAAGCCCCCACCAGUCGCCCUGCACGCAGCCCAAGCCCCCAGCGGGCAGCAGCAGCAGCAAUGCUUUGGCUCUCUCCAAGACCACCAACUCCCCACGUCUCUCUCCAGAACGAAGUCAAUCUGAGAAGUGUUCAUCUCUCCGGAGGAGUCCUUCUCCACAAAAGGGCUCUCCACUGCCCUCGCCCCAAGUGGUCUUCCUCAAAGACAUUGUGUGCUACCUGUCCCUGCUAGAGAGAGGGACACCAGAGGACAAGCUUGAAUUCAUGUUCCGGCUGUACGACACAGAUGGCAACGGUGUGUUGGACAGUUCAGAACUCGACCGCAUAAUAAAUCAGAUGGUCCAUGUAGCUGAGUACCUGGAAUGGGACUCUACAGAACUUCGGCCGAUUCUUAAGGAGAUGAUGGAGGAGAUUGACUAUGAUCGAGAUGGAACAGUCACACUAGAGGAGUGGAUCAGAGGAGGAAUGACCACCAUUCCACUCUUAGUAUUGCUGGGAAUGGAGACGAAUGUGCAGGAAGAUGGGCAGCAUGUUUGGAGACUGAAGCACUUCAACAAGCCAGCAUACUGUAAUUACUGCCACACUAUGUUGUUAGGGGUGCGAAAACAGGGCCUUUGCUGCUCACUAUGCAAGUACACAGUCCAUGAGCGCUGUGUGUCCAAAGACAUUGCUACUUGCAUUAGCACCUACGCCAAAUCCCGCAGACACACCAAUGCUAUGCAGCAUGUUUGGAUGGAGGGCAACUCUCCAACAAAAUGUGACAGAUGUCACCGCAGUAUCAAGUGCUAUCAAGGUCUAACAGGCCUUCACUGUGUUUGGUGUCAAAUCACUCUCCAUAACAAGUGUGCGUCCCAUGUGAAGUCUGAAUGUGAUGGUGGACCAUUUAAAGAUCACACUCUCCUGCCCUCAUACAUCUGCCCUGUUGUUCUGGACCGUCAGCCUGCUUUAAAAAGAGGUGAAGAAGAGUCAUCCCCCAAUACAAGCCCUGAAGAUACUGGCCAGUGUUUCAAGUUCACUGGUGAUGGUCAAGCACUGCAAAUCACCCCUCUGCCUGGAACACAUCCCCUUCUUGUGCUGGUUAACCCUAAGAGUGGUGGUCGGCAGGGUGAGAGGGUGCUGCGGAAGUUCCAGUACCUUCUCAAUCCCAGACAGGUGUACAGUCUGGACCAGGGAGGACCCAUGGUGGGGCUCAACUUUUUUCGAGACGUGCCUGAUUUCCGUGUGUUGGCCUGUGGAGGCGAUGGAACAGUGGGGUGGAUUUUGGACUGCAUUGAUAAGGCAAAUUUUGCUCGGGACCCCCCUGUCGCAAUCUUGCCACUGGGAACAGGGAAUGACCUUGCUCGCUGCCUGAGAUGGGGCGGAGGCUAUGAAGGAGGCAGUCUGGUCAAAUUUCUCAGGGACAUCGAACACAGCACCGAGGUGCUGCUUGACCGCUGGAACAUCGACAUCAUCCCUGAUGAUAAGGAGGAAAAGGGUGACCCUGUGCCCUACAGCAUAGUAAACAACUAUUUCUCCAUUGGAGUGGACGCAUCCAUAGCACAUCGCUUCCACUUGAUGAGGGAGAAACAUCCUGAGAAGUUCAACAGCAGGAUGAAAAACAAGUUGUGGUACUUUGAAUUUGGCACCACAGAGACCAUCUCAGCCACUUGUAAAAAGCUGAAUGAAAUCAUUGAGGUGGAGUGUGAUGGCAUCAUCUUGGACCUGAGCAACACGUCUCUGGAGGGCAUUGCUGUGCUCAAUAUUCCCAGCAUGCAUGGGGGCUCCAACCUCUGGGGCGAGACCAAGAAAAGACGCAAUUACAAUCGCAUGAGUAAGAAGGUACCAGAAAGGAUGACUGCCAGCACCGUCACCGAUGCCAAGGAGCUCAAGUUUUGUAUGCAAGAUCUGAGUGACCUGCUUCUGGAGGUGGUGGGUUUAGAAGGAGCAAUCGAGAUGGGUCAGAUCUACACAGGUCUCAAGAGUGCUGGGCGGCGCCUUGCACAGUGUUCCAGUGUCACCAUCAGGACGUCCCGGCUGCUGCCCAUGCAGAUUGAUGGAGAACCAUGGAUGCAGCCUCCUUGCACGAUACGGAUCACGCAUAAGAACCAGGUGCCCAUGCUGCUGGGGCCACCCCAGAAAACAUUCUUCUUUUUCAAGAAGCUCAACAGAAGUCGGGACUAGAUGUGGGACUCAAAAACCACCACCUCUUCAAUCAUACAAAUACACACAAACAUCUCCACCUUCCUCAGCCUCUUCUUCGUCUUUGGGUGUUUGGGGCCCAGAUAGAAGGGGCUGUGUGCAGAUAUUUACACUUUGGAACACUUUAUUGAACUUUCAUUGUCAAAUGUUAAAAACACUGUAAUGAUAACACUGUAAAAGACCUUUAAUGGCCAGUGGACUCCAGUCUCCCAACAUAGCCUGAUCUUCACAGGCUGAACCAAUUGAAUGGACCCUUUCUGAGUGUCAUGACCACUUCCUGUGUCUUAUCAUCCAGAAAGUCUUAUUGCAGGCACCGUGGCCUGUAAGCUAUAACUCAGUUCCAACUAAAUUGCCCCCUACCACUUCCUUGGGAUCAACACUGUGCCAUCUCCCUUCUCUUGAGAAGGCUCAUUAUAAUAUACUGCCAAUUUCCAUAAGAGAGAGUUGGGGGGGUGGGGGGGGGAGAAGAUUCAAAUGGUAGACCAGAAGGGCAAGAAACUAUGAUGACUGAGAGGAAAUACCAAAAAAUCCACUAAGCAGGGAUGAAAGUUAAGUAAGGUAAAGGGAGGAGAGGUCUGUUCAAGUGAAAAGAGAAGAAGAGAAAGUGAGACACGCUGGCACAAUAAUGUUGUUAAAAUGAGAGUCAGUGGUGCACAUUUGAACGUCAGUGGGCCCUGUUUUAGCCUAGUAGGACCAGGGAACAAACUUUUCUCCAGCAGGAGCUUAAUGAAUUAUAGAUAAGUGCAUGCAAAGCACUCGUUUCAGUGGCUCUCCAAGGCCCUACAACAUGCCACCACUAAAGAGAUGAAACAGCAAACUCAUCUAUAAUGAAUAUGUUUAUGGGGUCAGCUGAUAGGGAUAGGACAGACUGGGCUAAAAAAGAUGUAACAUUUCAGCUUCUGUUGUUUGCUUUGGGCAUUUUUGCUGUUCACCCUCAGGCCUCAAAACUGACCAGUGCAAGUUUUGUUAAAUACAGUUGGUUGGAUGUUUUUAGGGGCUUUGAAAUAAAAAAAAAGUAGGUUGAAGGAGCUCUUAAAGCUGUGAAGUGUGUAAUUUUUGGGAUGUUAAAAUACUGUUCUAUAACAGAUUAAUAUGCUUAGACAACCAUAAUUAAGCUAUCUGUAGGUCAAUUCCCCUCAAAUGUGUAAGCACUGUGGCUCUGUUGUGCUCGCUGUUUUUGCUUGAGGUUCCCGAACAGCCCGAAAUAGUAACAUUCAGAAUAUCUGGGGGCCUGGGUAGCACAGCAAGUGUUGACGCUGACUACCACCCCUGGAGUCGUGAGUUCAAAUCCAGGGCGUGCUGAGUGACUCCAGCCAGGUCUCCUAAGCAACCAAAUUGGCCGAUUGUUGGGGAGGGUAACCUCCUCAUGGUCGCUAUAAUGUGUGGUUCUCGCUCUCGGUGGGGCGCUUGGUGAGUUGUGCGUGGAUGCCGCUGAGAAUAGCGUGGGCCUCCACAUGCGCUACGUCUCCACAGUAACGCGCUCAACAAGCCACAUGAUAAGAUGCACGGAUUGACGGUCUCAGACGCAGAGGCAACUGAGAUUCGUCCUCAGCCACCCAGAUUGAGGUGAGUCACUACGCCACCACGAGGACUUAGAGCGCAUUGGGAAUUGGGCAUUCCAAAUUGGGGAGAAAAGGGGAGAAAAACAAAACAAACCAAAAAAAACAUUCAGAAUGUUUACAUUCACAUGAAAAGUUAAAUUUCAGUCAGACUAAAACUAUCAUUUGUCUUUUUAAAAUGUGAUUUAAAAGCUUUAGUCUGACUGAAAUCAGAUUUUUGCAGAGUCGGACUAACAGACCUAGAUAAAGCGAUUGUUGCUCAGCUUCAUCAAUCAUGUACAUACACAUUAAUACGACCACAAUUGGCCUCGGCAUUGUGCACAUGCUCCAAAAGACAGAGCUGAUGCACAUGUUUUUAACACUUCCUUAAGUCAAAAAUAUACUUCGUUCAGACACGAGGCGUCUUCGUACAGGAUAUGUCACGCUAAUUUUGUCAUCAGCAGAGUGCUCGAGCAUGAUUUUUCUAACCGCAAGUUCUCUGAAUGCGCAAAAUGGCCAUGCGUCUGGAAUUAUUUGCACUAAUUAGUGUGUCCACAAGGUGGUAACACUCACAAUUGAGCCAUUGCUUUUCGAAGAAGGGCUAGAAGAAGAUGUAACCACCGCUAAACAUUAGGAGACAAAGGUGGAAACAACAGCAGUGGAUGUGCAUUUCAAAAGAGUGUGUGAAGAGGUAAGGAGAUACCUGCAUUUGUAUAACUUGUGCCUGAGGGAAUAUAAAGACAUCUUUAUGGGUCUAAACUCCUGAAGAGAAAUAGUCCAGUAUCUCAUAGCAGUCGUAGCGCGUAUGCGCCAAUCGCCUAUGUGUGCAAGCACCAUCAAAUGAAGUAUAUAAGGCUAGCAUUCAACUGUACACAGACGCUAAGCGUUGUGUCAAAACCGAAGUAUACUUUGGGCUUUAGCUGAAAUCCUUCCAUUAAAUAUUUGAUUCAAAAUAUUAGAAUAAUAUAGGAUUAUUGUGUCACGCAUUCUUUUACAGACUGAUGAAGACAGUAGCUCGACUAUUCAAAAACCCGCUUUAACUCAUUUAUAAUUGUGUAUGUAAACGUACUGAUUGAAUCAACCAAUGGUGCGAGUUUGUAGUGGGACUACCUGUUUUUCUGACCAAAGGCAGUCAGGGGGAGUGUUCGAGAAAAUAAUUAUUUUUGCAGUUCUGUUCGGUGUUGCUAGUCGCAUAAAUUACACACUUCACCUUUAAAUUUGUAAAUCAGUGCACUAAAGAUAACUUUACUAAUUACCAUUUAUCUGCAGUGUGGUAUUUUCUUCAUAAAAACAAAGAAUAUGCUCACAACAAUACUGUGCCACUUCAAAGAAAAACAUUUUGCAAUGGCAAAGUUUAAUUAGAGGAUUUCCUGAAAGCCAAAUAAUGGUGAAAAAAUUGUGCCAUUACGUUCCUUGAGUGCAGAAUAGUGUGGACUCUUCAUGAUUUUCAAUAUUCCAAAUUUUUAACCCAGCAAGUAUAAAGUUACUCAUAACGUAUUUGCAAAUUAGGAAAACAAAAAGUAGAGAAAUAAAAAUAAUACAAGAAAACAAUAUGCUUCUACAUGAUUAUGAGCCUAGUCUGAGAAAACAGAAGCAGAGUCCUUGCACUGUGACUUUUAGCAUCUCCAUCCUGAGAGCAUUGAAAUCAAUCCAGCCUUGGUAUUAACACUGAAUCCUAUCGUCCUCCUCUCUCACAACAAUCUACCAGAGUGGGGUUUGAUUUACUGCUGCAUGGACGGAGCCUAAAUUUAUCUUCCUAUUUCAGGGAGUGUCUAUCCUGUGAAACACUAUUCCUAAUUGCAGCAUGAAAACAUCAGCUUGUGAUUUAAAGUCGGCAGUCAACAGGGUUUGAAAGUGGCCCAAAUGAGAACAAAGAACAAAAGUUAUCUGUUGUUAUCUUCUAACAAUAAUCUUAUGAAAGGACAUCUCCCAAGUUAUGAAGUGAGCUUUUUUUUUUUUUUUUAUCCAUAAAGAGUAUUUAAUUGUCCAAAUUAUGAUGCCUGCUUUGUAUCACUAUUUGUACAUUCCAAGAGCCUUGUGUGCAUAUGCAGUAUAUGAAUGUGUUAAAAGGUAUAACUUUUAGAGAAAAGUUAUAUAGUAUCAGAGGUUAGCAGUGAUACUUAAUAGGUGACAUGAUUGACUGUAGCCAUCAGGCAAAUGCCCCCAAUAUAGAUCAACACCCAGUGAUCAUAAUAUGCAUGUGCAGUGUGCUACUGGGUGUGAAGAAAGAACUAUUGCCCAUGCAAAGGUCUGUGUUGGAAACUGUAGAUAUUUCACCAAUACAGAACUGGGAUCAGAUUUACUUUGUCUUGGGAAGAAUAAAGUUCAGGGUGGGGUUUUGAAACUGAUUCCAGCUCAGCUCUGGUUAAAUCUUACCAGGGUUAACAGGUUAACAUUCCCUUUAAAGAACACUGAACCGCAGAAGCUACACCAGUGUCCUAAAAAAAAUUGAAUCUCUCCAUAUGAGCACAGGAUAGAGCGAAGUUGAAAUCCAGUCCGUUUAUAAUGAAAGUUAAAGGGACAGUUCACCCAAAAACUGUCCCUUUACUCACCCUUAUGCUGUCCCAAAGCUGUAUGACUUUCUUUCUUCCACAACAGGAAAGUGUUAGCCUUCCAUCACCAUUCACUUUCAUUGCAUGGGAAAAAAUAAAAGAUGCUAUAAAAGUGAAUGGUGACUGAGGCUAACAUUCUUUCUAACAUCUCGUUUUGUGUUCCAUGGAAGAAAGAAAGUCAUACAGGUUUAGAACAACGUGUGGGUGAGUAAAUGAUGACAGAAUUUCAUUUUUGGGUGAACUAUCCCUUUAAUGGUGGAUUUGUUAUAGAGCCUGUUUGUUACUGUGAUCAUUGGACAGAUGGUUUAUCCUGUGUGACAGUCUGGUGUUUAAAGAAUGGCAGUUUGGUGCAGAGUGCAUGUUUACAACUACUUUUAAUUUUUCAGUUUAGAAUGAUUUCAGACGGUCAUGUAUACAGUAUAUAGAUACUGUCUAUAUUUUAUCUAAAGUUUAACCACCGCACGCCUGCUGAAACAAAAAUGACAAAGAUGUCUGCCUGAAGUGAGACCUUGCUGAUCGUUGCUACUUUUAAGUUUCACAUGAUAUAUUUUUUGACCUUGUCCAGACCAUAAGCCCAUUGUAUCUAUCCACUGUACUUUUCUAUUAUCAGUUAAUAGCAUGUUCAUUGUGAAAGUACCUCUGUGGCUGUUCUUUUUUAUGUUUUGUACUUUGUAGACAGAGGUUUGGCACCAAUACUGUAUGCUGACCAAUGGGCAACUGAGGAAUGUCACUGGCAUUUAACCUACAGGAAAUGCCAUUUCUGAAUCCUAUGAAUGUCACGUUCCGUGUUGUUUCUGUCAAAAUAAAUAACUGAUAGCCUUAACUUAAAAAAAUUGCAUUUUGCCUGGAGCAAAGUAAGACUCUUGCAAUACAAACCACUGAAAUAAUCAACCAAAAGAAGGAACUAAACUCAAAUGCUGAAAAGAGAGUUCAACAUCUGUUUUGCUGUGUUGCAAUAACUCAUUGCUAUCAAUGUCAUCAUACUGGCCUACUCGCUCUCAGCUGUUCAGCACAGAGGUGAUCCAGGCACAGAGUCGUGUCCUGGACAUCACAAAUUAGCUAGAUGAUGUUUUGAACACUGGCCAACUUGUAACUUUUUGCAGUCAUCUGUCUCUUUUCUUAUGAACAUUAUGCGAUUUUAUCUGUAUAAACCAUGCUGACUCAAGAACAAAUCAGGAAAGGAUUUUAAAGGGAUGUUUCAAUUGACUGGUCAAAACCGGUCAAAAAUGAAAAUUGAAAAUCAUCUAUUUACUCUCAUGUUGUUCCAAACCUGAAUUACUUUCUUCCGUGAAACACAAAAGGAGAUGUUAGGUGGCAUGCUAGUCUCAGUCACCAUUCACUUUUAUUGCAUUACAAUAAAUUGCAUUACAUUGUAUUGCUUUUUUCCAUACAAUGCAAGUAAAUGGUGACUGGGGUGGAACAUCUCUGUUUUGCCUAACAUUUCUGUUUGUGUUCCAUAAUAGAAAAAAAUUCAUACUGGUUUGGAAUGCCACAAGGGUGAGUAAUAGAUGAUAGAAUAUUUAGUUUUGGGUGAUCUGUACCUUUAAGGAUGGUGAGUUUUAUUAAAGCCUAUGUGACGUCAAAAUUCUAGACUCAAAUAUGAUUUUAACUUAAAUCUUCAGCAAAACACCACAUCACCCUCUUACAUUGAGACAUCCAAUAAAACAGAUGUCCUUACCUGUCUCAUAGAGACAGCAUAGCUUAUUUAAAGUGUUUCUCUAUUCUUAGCUUGGACAGAUGAACAGUAUUGAGCAGCACUGAUGCAGUAGAGCCCAUAUCAACCCUGAAUGUGAUGUUCUACGUGUGUGUAUAACUCCUGCCUUAGGGUUAGUGUGGUUUGUAGUAGUCCAUCUGUGUGGUAGGCAACAAGGGUCAAGGACAGAGAUUCCUGCAGACUGAGAUUGGGUUCAAGGGCAAAGAUUAAUCGUGCCCUUAACAAACUCAUGUAGCAUCUUUUACUUUGUUCCUUGUUAGCUGUUGGCAUCCAUGUUGAUAGGAAAAAAAGUUUUAUUGAAUAAAAGGAAAGAAUGAA